Belonocnema kinseyi is the source of this 3541-nucleotide messenger RNA. RefSeq names its product tetratricopeptide repeat protein 39B-like. Gene Ontology annotation, molecular function: protein binding. Lineage: Eukaryota; Metazoa; Arthropoda; Insecta; Hymenoptera; Cynipidae. The transcript is spliced from 12 exons. The record is from RefSeq and is a predicted model, not a curated record. Bases 594 to 2450 code for a protein of 618 amino acids.
GAGUAGCGAGAAGGGAAGCAGCGAGCACAGUUCUACCAGGUUCUACACACACUUACGCGAGGAUGUCACUCAUGUACACAUUGCAUGCGCGUGUGUUUCGUACUCAGCUGCACAUCAAUAUGUGGUAGCACGAAUACAACCAGAUAUUACGAAAGUUAAUAAAUUUCUAAGAAUAUUGCAACUCGCAUUAUACCUACAUCGUUACCCACUAAAAAAAUGAUUAAAAUGAAUAUACUUUUGCUGUUUCGUAUUUUUGGUUAUUUCGGUUGCUUUAAAAAAACGUACUAAGCACAAGUAUUUUGACAACAAUGCCUCUGUUUGGAGUCAAGUGCAUUUAUGUGGUAUUGUGCAGAUAAGGAAACACCUUGGGAAAAAAACUCUUCCUGUUCAGUGCGACAAAAGGCAGAAAGCAAAGUGCAGAUAAUCGAAUUCGCGAAUUCGUGCACUUGACCGUUGACAGGACAUAUAGGUCUACCUUUCUUCAGAUAGUUGAACUAACUCGAUUAUACUUUCCACUGUAGUCUACUUUUGAGCAUUCUUGACGGAGGAUUUCGCUGUCUACUUUUAUACCUGCAUUGCCAUUAUUUGAUAAAAUGUCGGACAUUGAAGGCGAUGAUGAGUUCCAAGACGCACAAGAAAGUCCACAGCUCACUACUAUGGACUUGGAAACAGCCUUAAUGGAAUCCAAACAGGCAAUUCAUUAUUUCUUUAAUAAUGAUUUCGAACGAGCAAGAAAAAUUAUGGAACCUUGGGCGGAUAGCAGUAUGUACCACGCCCUGGGAACUAGUGUAUUUGCAUUUUUAGAAGCCAUUUUGACCUUCGAGCAAAAAUAUAUUGAAAAAGCAUCGGAGGCCCUGAAACAGUGCAUUGCUGUGUGCUCGAAACAACGAAGACACACCACUCUCACUCAGAAUAUUGGAAAAAUGGUUAAGAGAACCAAUUACGAUUCUUACACGCUUGAGGAAGUGCAUGCGGAACUGUGUUAUGCCGAAUCGCUCCUCUUGAAGUCGAUGCUUACAUUUGUGGAAGACGAGACUCUGGUCAGCUUUGUCAAGGCUGGAUUGAAAAUUCGAACCUGUUAUCUUUCUUACAAGGAAUGUGCAAUCAUUUUAAAAACUCGAAAAUGGGAAAACGAGUUACAAAGAGCUCAUUUUGAGAGUGGAGUUCAAAUGGGUCUUGGUUCCUUUAAUCUGAUGAUCUCAUUGCUACCUGGAAGAAUAAUCAAACUGCUCGAAUUCAUUGGAUUUUCCGGAGAUAAGACUUAUGGCUUGUCAGAGCUGCACAAAGGCUACAAUGAUCGGAGAGGGAUUCGUCAAGUCUUGUGUGCAAUGAGUCUUCUCUCUUACCACUUGAUUGUCUCUUUCGUAUUGAGUCACACUGAUGGCGAUUUAGAGUGGUGUGAAAAUGCUCUCAACCAAGAAUUGAGUCUCUAUCCAAGCGGGGUCUGGUUUUUGUUUUUCAAAGCAAGACUCGAAUUCGCCAGGGGAAAUCUGGAGGACUGUGUAGAAUGGUAUACAAAAUCAUGGAAGAGUCAAGAACUAUGGCCCCAGUUUCAUCAUCUCUGCUUCUGGGAAUUAAUGUGGGCACAUUCCUUGCAACUGCAGUGGGAUCAGUCUCUCAAAUAUGCGACCUUCCUGGCCAAAGAUUCCAACUGGUCUCGAACUAUUUACUUGUAUCAACAAGCAGCAAUUAUGCUGAUGACUAAACCCGCCUCGAAAAGUGAAGAACGACUCACGGUGGAGACUUUAUUGGUGCAGGCGCCUACUUUCAAGCAACGAAUCGCUGGGAAAUCGUUGCCGAUGGAGAAGUUUGUUAUUAAGAAGGCAGAACGGUAUUUUGCACAGAAGAAGAAUUUAGUCCUUCCUAUGUAUGAGCUUAUGUUUGUUUGGAAUUUGUUCAGAGUGGCAGGGAAACGUCAGGAUAUUAUGAUGAAAAUUUACCAAAUUGUUGAAGCAGAGGAAAAUAUUUUGAAAACGGCAAUCAAAAGUGAGUACCAUGCGGAUAAUGAAUGUCUCAUACUGCUAUUAAAAGGAGCUUGUCUACGCCAAAUGAAACAUCCUCUUCAGGCGGAGGAUUGCUUGAAGAAAGUAUUACAAGCUGAGAAACAGAUUAGAGAAGACACCUAUAUCCUUCCUUAUGCGGCAGUUGAACUUGCCUUACUGGCUCGUGAUCAAGGAAAUAUUCAAGGAGCGAUAUCAUUUUUAGAGGAUGCGAGGAAAAAUUAUACUGGUUACUCGCUGGAGUCAAGAUUGCAUUUUAGGAUACAUGCAGAAUUAAUGGAUCUUACAGGGGGAAAGCAGUCGGGAGCAAAACUACAAAAUGCCAAUGAUAGCGAAAUAAAAAACGGCAAUGGUGGGCAGUGCAUUCCAGAAAUCACAGCCAAGGUUUCGAAUUUUAGGGAUUCGAGUUCUGCCACGUCUAUUAAAAAAAGCGUCUCAAACAAUGCAUAGUUGUUCAGUCUAUCCAAAAAUUGAAGUGACAAAUAGCGAAAAUAAUGUGUACGGAAUGAUUCUUAAACACAUUCGGAACCACAGAGGGGAAAACUCCUCGAUAGGGCUCUUUAAAAAAAUCGAAAAAUCCUUUUUUAAUUUCCAUUUCAUAAUUUUAGCACCCCUUUUUGGUUCAAUAUUAAAAAGCUUAAGAAUUUCCGCGUAUUUAAAAAAUAUAUAUAUAGCAAAAGGUGCAUUAAUAUCUAUACAUAUGUGGUAUGCUCUCUUUAUGCAUGAUAUAUGUAUAAUUAGUAUAUUACUUUUCAAGUGUAUGUAUUUUUUGUAGAUAUACAAGAGGAGGGUUUUAAAUAAUUUGUAUAUAUGUAUUCAUUGAGGUACUUCUAUAUCAUAAUUUAUGCAUUUAUUUAUGAGUAAGGGUACUAUAUCGGUUGGGUAUAGGACUGCAGGCGUGUAUGUGCUGGGGAAAUAUAUUUAAUAUAAAUAUAAAUAUAUUUAAUACAUAUACAUAAUAUAUUUAUUAUUUAUUAUUUAUAUAUUAUAAUAUAUUUAAUAUAUAUUUCAUAAUUAGGCACAUAAAGUAAAGUGAUGAGAUAAGAGAAUUUGAUAUUUAUAUAAAAAAAAUGAUAUAUUGUACAUAUAUAAGAACACAUCACGCAUAUUUUAUAAUACAUCGUUCUAUAAUUUUGUAACGAUCAAGAAGCGAGUUCGGUCAUAGGUAAUUAGGCAUAUUCUCUGUAUUAAAAAAGAGUAUGCUGAGGCCCAUUCGCUCCGUGCGUCACGCACACAAUUAAAGGAAUAGAGAAUUAAUUAGUGUUAAUUAAGAAUGUAAAAAUUGUAAUUUGCUAAGUAAAAUUGAUUUUGUUAAAUAUUAGCGACACCUAAACUAUCUAAAAAAAGCCGGAGAACAGGUAUAGUAGGUAAGGGGACUUAUUAGUUCAUGCGCUAAAGAAAACAGGGAUUUUUAUAUAAUUUGAGAGCUAAAGAAUUGAGGGCCCGGAUCAAGGAACCGGUUCUUUGAUCCAGGUCCACAAUUAAUAAAUAUAGGGCUGGAAAAGGCAUUAAUAUAUGUAAAUUAUUAAAUAAAUUAUUUG